AAUGAUGAUGGUGAUAGUGGUGAUGAUAAUGAUGAUGGUGAUGAUGAUAAUGAUGAUGGUGAUAGUGGUGAUGAUAAUGAUGAUGGUGAUGAUGAUAAUGAUGAUGGUGAUAGUGGUGAUGAUAAUGAUGAUGGUGAUGAUGAUAAUGAUGAUGGUGAUAGUGAUGAUGAUAAUGAUGAUGGUGAUAGUGAUGAUGAUAAUGAUGAUGGUGAUAGUGAUGAUGAUAAUGAUGAUGGUGAUAGUGAUGAUGAUAAUGAUGAUGGUGAUAGUGAUGAUGAUAAUGAUGAUGGUGAUAGUGAUGAUGAUAAUGAUGAUGGUGAUAGUGGUGAUGAUAAUGAUGAUGGUGAUAGUGGUGAUGAUAAUGAUGAUGGUGAUAGUGGUGAUGAUAAUGAUGAUGGUGAUAGUGGUGAUGAUAAUGAUGAUGGUGAUAGUGGUGAUGAUAAUGAUGAUGGUGAUAGUGGUGAUGAUAAUGAUGAUGGUGAUGAUGAUAAUGAUGAUGGUGAUAGUGGUGAUGAUAAUGAUGAUGGUGAUAGUGGUGAUGAUAAUGAUGAUGGUGAUGAUGAUAAUGAUGAUGGUGAUAGUGGUGAUGAUAAUGAUGAUGGUGAUGAUGAUAAUGAUGAUGGUGAUGAUGAUAAUGAUGAUGGUGAUAGUGGUGAUGAUAAUGAUGAUGGUGAUAGUGAU
Molecule: messenger RNA, 681 nt
Organism: Lytechinus variegatus (green sea urchin)
Lineage: Eukaryota; Metazoa; Echinodermata; Echinoidea; Temnopleuroida; Toxopneustidae
Exons: 1
Source: RefSeq, a predicted model, not a curated record